AUUUAUAUUGUAAGAAUGUACUCCAUAAACCGCUACUUUAAAACACCCCUGCAGCGAAGUGCUCAACUUAUUCUGCAUGGAAAUCAACGUGUUUUGACCACUCCUUUGAUACAACAGACAAUUCACUACUCAAAAUUUAAAGACAAUGAUGACGAAGGAAAAUUCACUAAAAUAUCAGGCAGUGGUAAUAAGAAAAAAUUCGAUGAAAUAGACAAUUUGCGUGAUGAAGACGGCCACGGUGGAAGUGAUGGCAAAAGAGGACGUGAUAAGAAGGAAAUGAAGAAACUCAAAGGUCCCGCUGGUCCGCCCAAAAUUGAGCUGCGUAUCAUGCCCGCCCUCUAUUCAAAUAUGGGUUAUGAUGAGAGGAACAUGAAACUGGGCCGUGAGCUGUCACCACAUCUGAGAAUUUAUAAGAAACAGCUGACUUCAGUGAUGUCGAUAUUUCUGAGAAUGAGUGGAUUCGUAUUGGCGUUAGGCAUUUGGAUAAUUGGAGUGUCAGGCUUAUGCUGCGAUAUCAGUGUCGAUGCCUUGGCAGAGAAGAUCGAAAAAUGUGAAUUCAGCAGGACAUUAUUUAAUAUUCUUAAGUUCUUUGUAGUUCUUCCAUUUGCCUAUCAUAUGGUGGCUGGAACUCGCCAUUUGAUCUGGUAUUUAAAUGUUUUUCUCAGCAAGCCACAGAUUUAUGCUACCGGCUAUGUGGCUAUUGCCUUGACCUUUUUAUUAGCUGGCGGUUUGACAAUCAUUAGACCUGCAGAAAACGAUGAGAAGCGGCCUUCCAAAGUUGAUUAUAACGCACAAAUUGAAACGAAUAUCGAAAAUCUGGUGAAUGAAAAAGUUGAGCAGAAUGAUGACGAAGACAUUCUUGACGAUGAAGAGUAUCUAGAAACGAAUAUUGAACAUUAACAAACAUUCCAUAUUGGGUGGAAAAUUCUGGUAAUGAGUGAAAAUUCAUGAAUCCAAUAAAGUUGUAAUUAUAUAACAAAAA
Molecule: messenger RNA, 982 nt
Organism: Drosophila innubila
Lineage: Eukaryota; Metazoa; Arthropoda; Insecta; Diptera; Drosophilidae
Gene: SdhCL
Exons: 2
Coding region: 16-900 (294 amino acids)
Biological process (GO): mitochondrial electron transport, succinate to ubiquinone; tricarboxylic acid cycle
Cellular component (GO): membrane
Molecular function (GO): succinate dehydrogenase activity; electron transfer activity
Source: RefSeq, a predicted model, not a curated record